Molecule: messenger RNA, 1332 nt
Organism: Clonostachys byssicola
Lineage: Eukaryota; Fungi; Ascomycota; Sordariomycetes; Hypocreales; Bionectriaceae
Source: the annotation of a GenBank genome assembly
AUGGUCUCAUCCCUCCCCUUCCUGACCUCCACCCAGGUGCUGAGUCUACUAAGAGAGAACACCAUCAGCGUCGAAGCCUAUGCGGUGUCUCUACUGGAGAGAAUUGAAGAGAGAGACGGUAUUGUCAAGGCAUGGACGUAUCUUGACUCUGCAUUUGUCCUCGCACAGGCUCGAGCCCUCGAUAACAUCCCCCAGCACGAAAGGGGACCAUUGCAUGGGCUGGCUGUGGGCGUUAAAGAUGUCAUGAAUACUAAGGAUCUGCCGACGGAAUUUGGGUCUCCCAUAUACAGGGGACACCAGCCAGGUUUUGAUUCGUCAGCAGUUGCUAUUUUACGUGCUGCUGGCGCUUUGAUUUUUGGCAAGACAACUACAACGGAAUUCACAGAGGCCAACUCUGGACCAAACACAACAAAUCCUUGGGACCCGACCCGGACUCCAGGCGGCUCAUCGUGCGGCUCUGCGGCCGCAGUGGCUGAUUUUCACGUCCCCUUGGGCCUCGGGACGCAAACUGGUGGCAGCAUCAUCCGCCCAGCCUCGUAUACUGGAGUCUUCGCGAUGAAGCCAACACAUGGCGCCAUAUCCACUGAAGGGCAAAAGGCGUUUGCUCCGACUUUUGACACGUUUGGCUUUUUCGCUCGUUCUGUUGAGGACCUACAACUCCUCGCAGACAUUUUUGGCCUCAAGGAUGACGAACAUCCGAGAGACAUGUCGCUGAAGGAAAUAUCCGUCGCGAUAAUGAAGACGCCGAUGUGGAGCCAGGCCGGUCCUGGUACAGUGGCAGCCAUGGAAAAAGCUGCAGCCAUUCUUCGGGAAGGGGUUAUAGAAGUCACGGAAGUCCCGUUUACAGAUGAAUCCUCAGAUCCAGACGCGCUCGAGGGCAUUCAACACAAGAUCAUUCGCGGCGAGGCGCAGGCAGCAUUUCUCAGGGAGUAUCGGGUGGACAAGGCUAAUUUAUCUCCUGAGGUGUGCCGCCUCGUCGAGAAUCACUCCAAUUAUACGCGCAAGGAGAUUGUCGAGGCAUCAGAUGUUUACAGUCAGAUGAGGCACAGCAUGAAUAAACUGGCAGAGAACUACUCCGUCAUCCUUACGCCCAGUGCUGUGGAUGAAGCCCCGUUGGGGCUUGGUGAUAUGGGCGCCGCGACUUUCAAUACCAUGUGGACGGGGUUUCACAUGCCAGUCAUCAACAUACCUGCGUUCGUUGGUGUCAAUGGAAUGCCCGUUGGGGUGUCACUCGUUGCGCCAAGGUUCCGUGAUCAGCACCUCCUGCGGGUCAGCAAGAUCGUUGGCGACCUCUUGAUGGCUGAAGGGGGAUGCAAGCCACGCGUCAGUUGA